Molecule: messenger RNA, 1302 nt
Organism: Caenorhabditis briggsae
Lineage: Eukaryota; Metazoa; Nematoda; Chromadorea; Rhabditida; Rhabditidae
Exons: 7
Coding region: 1-1302 (433 amino acids)
Biological process (GO): negative regulation of transcription by RNA polymerase II
Cellular component (GO): ESC/E(Z) complex
Molecular function (GO): nucleosome binding; protein binding
Source: RefSeq, a predicted model, not a curated record
AUGGCGCGGCGAAAGUCUUUCGUACCAGCAUCUUUUCUGCAUGAUCCCACCGACACAAAAAGCAAAGAUCACCCAUUAACACCAUUCAUCGGAAGCACUCGAUUAUACGAAAAAUCGAUCGGAACUUUCUACGGAUGCGCUUUCAAUCCAUUCGUCUCGAAAGACGAAAAUCCAAUUGCAGCGGCAGUUGGAAACGACUGUAUUAAAAUUUUCUCAUUUCCACCCUACCAGCCGGAAAUCCUCAAGCUAGCUAGUAUUCAGUUAGACAAUAAAGACAGCCUCUACACUGUCACCUGGUGCUAUGAUGACGAGGAGGACUCUCAGAAUCCGCACAAAAUUGUGACCGGCGGUGAAUCUGGAGUCAUUUAUGUCAUCGACGCUGCAACAUCAUCACUGGAUCUUCAAUUAGUGGGUCAUAUGGACGGUGUGAAUGAUAUUCGAACGUCUCCGAAGAAUCCGGCGUUGAUUGCGACGGCUUCGAAAGAUGUGACCAUUCGCAUCUUUCAUAUUCGAGCACAAACAUGCUUGCUGAUUCUUGGUGGACACCAAGCCCAUUUGGAUAGUGUAAUUUCAGUGGACUGGUCUCAUGACGCUUCCAAGCUUUUUAGCUGUGGUCACGAUCAUCGAGUGGUCGGUUGGGAUUUGACUCAAAAACCAGUGGAAAGUCAUUUGAGAGAAUGCAUGAGCAGAGUUAAACACAUUGCCAAGUUGAGAAGCGUUAGAGCAUACAAGAAUGAGAUGCAACGGGAACUGGAGAAGCUUUACAACAUCGACGGCCACAGUCUGAUUUUCUGUCGACCAUCUCAUGUCAUCACCAACGUCCAUUACGGUACUGUCGACUGUGUUCGCACGAUCCAGUUGAACAAUCAAAACUACAUUUUAUCGAGAAGUUGCGGUGGUGAUAACCACAUUUCGCUGUGGAGAUUGGGAAAAAUGAAUCGAUCAGAGACUGUUGUUGAGGAGGGAUUUCGAACCGAUCACUUUCUGAUCGCCAAGAAAAAGUUGACUGAUGCAGAAAUCUGGUUCGGAAAGUUCGAAAUGGAGCCGAAUAAAAAACGAUGGCUUUCAACAAUUGGUGAUUCUGGAACUGUGCAUUUCUAUGAUAUGCGCAAUCAGUUAAACGACGAGCCAUUUAUGACCAUCAAAGCGAAUCCGAAAGGUGUCAUGACCCGCCAAGUGGCAUUUUCACCCAAUGGACAGAUUGUGUUCGCAGUUGGCGAUGGUGGAUUCGCUUGUCGCAUCGAUCGAGUGCCUGCUAGUGGACCGUCGGUGCCGAAGGACAUUUGGAAGCCCAUCAAAUGA